Aquila chrysaetos chrysaetos is the source of this 1073-nucleotide messenger RNA. RefSeq names its product mucin-1-like. The transcript has 2 exons. Bases 88 to 846 code for a protein of 252 amino acids. Lineage: Eukaryota; Metazoa; Chordata; Aves; Accipitriformes; Accipitridae. The record is from RefSeq and is a predicted model, not a curated record.
AGGUGGCGGUGAGUCCUGGCCUCCCCCCAUGGCGGGGGGGGACCCCAGCCUGUCCCAGGGUUGGGGACACCCUUCCCACCCCUGUGGAUGGGGGUAACACCCAGCCUUGGUGCCCUGCAAGCACCCACGGGUGCUGCCAUGGUGCCCGGGUGGGUCUGGGUGGGGGCUGCAGCCACAUUUGGGGUGAGGGGAUGCUGCAGGCCCCCCUGCUGCCAGCCAGCCCCGCGUGCCCGGUCCCAAACCCCAUCCAGCCAUGGUGCUCAGUGCCAGUCCUGCUCCGAUGCCAGCUGCAAUCCCAACCCCAGUCCCAACCUUGAUGCCGGCUGCAAUCCCGACCCUGAUGCCGGCUGCAAACCUGACCCCAAUCCCAACCCCAGUCUCGUCUCCGAUGCCGUCCCAGAUGCCGUCUGCAAUCCUGACCACGAUGCCGGCUGCAGUCCUGUCCCCAAUCCCAACCCCGAUUCCGGCUGCAAUCCCAACCCCAAUCCCGACCCCAAUCCCGACCCCGAUGCUGGCUGCAAUCCCAACCCCAGUCCCAACCCCAGUCUCGGCUCCGAUGGCGGCUGCAAUCCCAGCCCUGAUGCCCUGACGCUCAGCUGCGAUCCUGGUCCCAGUGCUUACCCCCAGACCUGGCCCUGCUGCGGGUCCCGACACCCAGCCCGGGCCCUGGUCCUGGUCCCAGUGCUUGGUUCCAGUGCUUGGUCCCGGUGCCCACCCACGCCCCGCACCGUGGUGGAGCCCGGCACGGCGGCAGCCCGACAAACCAGCCAGGCAGGCACAGGCAGGUACACGCUCACCUGCCUUGCCUCACCUUCCCCAGCUGGUGACCAGGGUCGGGCUCUGUGAGGAUUUGGGGUCCCCAGCGCCCCAUCCCUGAUGGAGCACUCCAACAAGUGGGGAAACUGAGGCACGGCUCCGCACCGUUGCAGGGGGAGGCACUUGGUGCAGGGGCACAUCCCAAAAGAGGGGUCAGCCCCAAAGCGCAGCCUCUGCCGUGGCCCUUCUGCCUGGAGAACCUGUGCCUCAGUUUCCCCUUGCCGCUCGGUGGGUCAGGGCGGGGGGUCCCAUCCCUG